UUCGCAGCCACCCGCCGCCCGCCGCCCGGGUUGUCCAAGAUGGUGGGCACUCGGCGGGCACCGCUUGCCCUCCAGCUGCUCCUUCUCGUGGUGCUGCCGGCCGCCGCGCGGCUGACGACUGGCGCCCCUGAGCCGCUGCCGCUGUCGUCCCGAGCCCCACAGGCUGGCAUCAGAAUUAACGUAACUACCGUGCAGGAUGAUGGGGAGACAUCUAAAAUACAGGUUGUUCUUAACAUCACCUAUGAGAGUGGACAGGUAUAUGUAAAUGACUUCCCUGUAAAUAGUGGUGUAACUCGAAUAAGCUGUCGGACUUUGAUUGUGAAGGAUGAAAAUCUGGAAAAUUUGGAGGAAAAAGAAUAUUUUGGAAUUGUGAGUGUAAGGAUUUUAGUUCAUGAGUGGCCUAUGACAUCUGGAUCCAGUUUGCAACUAAUUGUCAUUCAAGAAGAGGUACUAGAGAUUGAUGGAAAACAAACUCAACAAAAGGAUGUCACUGAAAUUGAUAUUUUAGUUAAGAACCAGGCAGUACUCAGACAUUCAAACUACACCCUUCCUUUGGAAGAAAGCAUGCUGUACUCUAUUUCCCGAGACAAUGACGUUUUAUUUACUCUGAAUGUGGAGACCACUGUAGAUGAAGAUGCUUUACCUGGCAAAUUACCUGAAACUCCUCUCAGAGCAGAGCCUCCAUCUUCAUAUAAGGUAAUGUGUCAGUGGAUGGAAAAGUUUAGAAAAGAUCUCUGCAGGUUCUGGAGCAAUGUUUUCCCAGUAUUCUUUAUGUUUUUGAACGUCAUGGUGAUUGGAAUUGCAGGAGCAGCUGUGAUAAUAACCAUUUUAAAGGUGCUUUUUCCACUUUCUGAAUACAAAGGAAUUCUUCAGUUGGAUAAAGUGAAUGUUAUACCUGUGACGGCCAUCAACUUAUAUCCAAAUGAUCCUGAGAAAACAUCUGAAAACCUUGAAGAUAAGACAUGUACUUAAAAAAAAAACACCAUCUCAAAUCAUGGAAUUUGCCACUUGAAUAUAAUUUUUCAAAAAUCAGUAAGAAUCAGUUUAUACACUAGAGAAAUUGCUAAACUCCUAAGACUGCCUGAAAAAUUGACCUUAACAGUGCCAAGUUAAAAGUUCACCUUUUUCUCUAAAAGGGCUGGCUAUUGAGGUGAUGGAAAAUUUAAACAAAGUAGAAGACAAGACCUGUGAAGAGACUUUUAAAUUAUAUAUAUAAAAAACACAAAACAGGCAAGAAAAAAAUGCCAUGUGCCAAUAACAUUUCAAGGUGCCUUUGUUGAGGAAAUUAUAUUCACUUAAUUACUAUAAUAUAUAAGACUUUAUGAAAAGCACUUUAUAAAAUUCUAAUUUAAAAGUUCAAGAACUUAGUAACACUUUUUUAUGCAGUACAAUGUGCCUUUAUAUUAAGUAUAUGUCUCAGUAUAAAAUUCUUGACAUACAUUGUGACUUGUGUCCUGUACCAAGACUACUUGAAUGCACCAGGAUUUAAAAGUGGUAGUGACAUGUUCUCACUCUAAAAUAAACUUUUUUGAAGAAAAAAGUAUAGCUGUUUUGGUUACAGAUAAUAAAAACUUUGCCCAGGAGAUAAUUACUUUAUAGUUCCUUUCAUUUACACUGGCUAAAACCAAGGCUCAAAUCAGUCGAGUCCAUCAGUAUCAGGGACUGCACUGUGUCCUUCAUCUUGGGAUUCUAGGUACAGUGCUAUUUACCCUAAGGUGGUGUUUUAUCCUGCUUUUUUAAACCAUCACUUAUAUUGACAUAUUUUAUAAAGUGACCUAGUACAU
Messenger RNA from Otolemur garnettii (small-eared galago), 1784 nucleotides. RefSeq names its product glycoprotein integral membrane 1 (gene GINM1). The record is from RefSeq and is a predicted model, not a curated record. Lineage: Eukaryota; Metazoa; Chordata; Mammalia; Primates; Galagidae. The transcript has 8 exons. The coding region runs from base 40 to 972 and encodes 310 amino acids.